This is a messenger RNA of Lymnaea stagnalis (great pond snail), 32044 nucleotides long. NCBI's taxonomy places the organism in Eukaryota, Metazoa, Mollusca, Gastropoda, Lymnaeidae. The record is from the annotation of a GenBank genome assembly.
AUAGGCAACCAAUAUGGCGUCACAUUCAAGUUGUUGCACAUUCCUAUUGCCAGUAUUGCUGAGUGCGUUAUUUCAAAUAACGUUGUGUCAAAUAAACUCAUACUUUACAUAUAAAGAGUUAUCGUCUUGCAAAGAUGGAACGAAUGAAAAUGACGCUUAUGAAUUUUUCAACCCCAACACAUUUCUAUGUGUGAAGUGUGCGCAAAACUCGUUGAUUCAAAAACGCAGCGCCAAUGGUACAGUACAGUGACGGUACACUUUGUCUAAGUUUAAGAGUUUAAGUUAAAACUCCAAGUAGUUACAGAUAUAAACUCUAACUUUUUUGAGCAUCCACUAAUUAAUUUGGUAAUCUACCACUUGAGCGUCGGCCAAGAAAAAAUCCAGUUGUUCCGGUUGGAAGGGCUAUUUAAACAACUAUUCACUAUUCUUUUAUUAUUUUUAAUAACAUUGGUUGUACUUAUUCAUUCCCAUAAUAAUAGACAAUUUUUUUAAAAUCGAAAAGCUAUAACAAUUUUUUUGAAAUAGAAAUAGAAGAUAAUCAUGAUAAUGUGUGAAAAUGGAAUUAUGCAUAGUUCUCCCCCAAGUUGACAAUGAAGUUUUAAAAAAUAUAAUUUCCACGAAAAUGGUUGUGGUACAUGAAUCCACGUAAAUAUGAAGGGGAAAGAUCACCGGCGCUUCUUGUGCCAAACUGUCUUUUUAGUUUACGCUUUCUGAGCAUUCACGUUUUCCACAUUCUGCGUGUGGACAUCCGCGUCAUCUGGAUCAAAAAAAAAUAAUUGUAGUCUCUUUUUCUUCCUGGCAUAUCGGUAGCUUGGCAGUAAUAAUUAUUAUAUAACUUUAUAGCCUCUAUACGGAAGCAAAAAUAUUAACAGACUCCAAUGUAAGAAUAGUUGUUUAAAUAGCCCUUCCAACCGGAACAACUGGAUUUUUUCUUGGCGGACGCUCAAGUGGUAGAUUACCUUAAUUUUGUUGUAAUUUUGAAAUAAUCAAGCAGUACAGUGUACCAAUGCUUACUUUUUCUAAUGAAUGUAAUGUAAAUGUAGGGACUUCGGAAACACCAGAAAAACUGGUAUCAUAAUUUCUUUGUCAAAUUUGGCGACCUCCAUAUUUUAAUUUACCGAUUAUAUCAUUGUUUGGUAAUCUUACAGUUCAGGUGCUUAUAUUAUUCCUGGGUAAAUUGGAAGAUAGGAUGCCAUGAUUUUCAACAUGGCCGCCAUCUUGGUUGACAAGACGAGUUAAUUCUGUCACUAAUUCUAAGUAAAUGUAUCCCUAAACCUAACCUGAACCCUAAAAUUUAUCCCUAAACUUAACCUGAACCCUAAAUGUAUCCCUAAACCUAACCUGAACCCCAAAUGUUACCCUAAACCUAACCUGAACCCUAAUUCACGGCAACUUUAAUUAACACAUCGUGGCCUCCUAUCUUCCUUUUAGCCUAUUUCUGAUCAAAUUUCGUAUUAUUGCAUGGUAUUUAAACAUAUGUUUAUUCUUCAUUAAAUUAAAUCCAGGCAGUGAUAGUUAACUAAAAACUAAUACUGAAUUAUACAGCGCUUAUUUUAGUUUUAUUUAUUUCUAAAGCGUCUUUGAAAAUCCCCCUACCUUCUAUAGCUUUGUUUGUUUCAUAUUUUUAUCACCCUGUUGCCAGAUUUUUGAUCACCUAUAAGUUAGUGCUAAAUGAAAUUUUCAUAUUUAAAAAAAAUGAAGUGGUGGGGGGGUGUUGAACUUAGUUAGAUGUUCUGUUAUUUAUAGGGGCCCAAAAUUUUUUUUUUUCCUUAUAUGGGGUGUAUAAAUAUAAAUAAUUCCAAACAAAGGCUCCUGCACGGGCAUGGGUGAAUGGAACGAGAUCAAACUUAGUACACAUACACUUGAUUAUCCAUAUUCAAAAACAGGUACUGAACUCAUAACUUUAAUUUUUCCUAAAACUAGCCAAUAUACACGCUAAUUUUAUAUUUAUUUAUUUUGUGAACAUGCUUUUAGUUUCAAAAGUUAAGCAUCAAUAAAUAAUUUUGGUAUAAUUUAUUAUAAAUCUAAUUUCUUGUUUUGUUUUUGGUGAAUAUGCUUUCAGUUGAAAAAUUGCAAUCUGGCAUGUAGGAUGAAUUUUAAAAAAAAAACAAGAAAAUGGAGAGAUUGUUUACGCUAUCGGCUUUGUACCAAGGGGGGCUGUAAAAAUCAAUAACAAGAAAAGUUAGUGCAGUACAAUUUAGUGUUUGUUUUAACUAUCUGGACUAAAUUUUAUAAAGAAUACACGUAAGUUUACAAGCGAUAAUACGAAAUUUGAUCAGAAAUAAUAUAUGCACCUGAACAGCAAGAUUACCAAAGAAUCUAAUAAAUAUUAUAUAUUGUUACACUGGACCUUGUGUUCUAUUUGAGAGAUUCAUACACCCUAUACAACACAAGAGGGCCGUAACAUUUCAAGUAUAGUAAAGGUCAGAACAUAGCUAAUUUGAGUUAUAAACCUUAGUUACAAAUAUGUUUGUGUAAUUCUUAGCAAGAACUGUAGUCAGUAUGUGUUCAUUCAAUUUCUAUUAAAUAUAUUUAAUAUCACUAACAAUGAAGUGUGUCAGUCAUUUUACCCAUUAAUUACUACGACAUGACUUAAUUUAAUGUUUUAACACUUUCUUAAACCAAAUCGGAUGUGAUCUUCUUUGUUUUAUAAAUAAAAUACGUUAAGAGCCAAAAAUGUUUGAAAAUUGUUUAUAAUGUUUUUUAUUUAGAUUGAUUAUUCUGCUUCAUCUGGAAGCAAAAUGGGUGAACCUAAUUUUAAUUUUUAAAACGAGAAAUAGAAAUAGACAUGCACCAGGGGAGGUUUUAAAGUGCCUGACCAAAGCCCCAUAAUUAUAAAUCCCCCAUAGUAAUGCUGACUGAGAAACCAAUCUCAUUGUUUAAACAAUUACAGAUUGCAGAUAUUUUGGCCUAAUAGGGAAACAAUUACCAUGUAAAAUAAAUGACACUUACUAUUUGGGUUUUCAGACUAAUCCAGAAGUUUUCAAGAAGGAAAAGUUUGCAGGCAUAAAUUAUCCUUCUAAUUUUUUUCCAUACAGUUUUCAAGGCUUACUGGGUUUUUAUUUGUCAUUUUUAGUUCAGUUUUUAAAUUCAUCAGGUUGGCAUGUAUAUGUUAUGCAGAAGAAAAAUGUAAAAAAAAUAAAUUAAAAUGUUUUUGUAAACAUUACUGAUGAUACGAAUAAUACAGUACUGAAUACAGAAACAUUUGGUUACCGGAAAUUUGAUCAAAAGAAAUUUCGAUGACGGAAAUUUGAUCGAACGGAAAUUUGGUUGAAUCUUUUUUUUUUCAGUUCACACGUUAAAAUUUUCGUUAAAUUUUUUUUUUUGAACGCACUAUACUAUAUAGUAAAACAAAAUAAUGCAUUCAAAAAGAAAUUUAAAGCAAAAUUUUAAUGUAAAAACUGAAAAAAAGAUUCGACCAAAUUUUCGUUUUAUCAAAUUACCGCGAUCAAUUUACCUUCGACGAAAUUUCUUUCAAUCAAAUUUCAGGAUACGAAACAUUUUCUUUCAUAUUGACAUGACAUAAAAUAACUGUUUCAAAGGGCAAGGCUUAAAAAAUUGAAGACUAGGACUUUAUUUUAUACAAUUAUGUAGUUGAAAUUUGAAAUAUUCUAAACAAAGAAAGUAGGAGUGGUGUUGAUUUAGCAGAUUUUGUGUGUGGGUGUGCCAAGGGGGAUGGGAGGGAGGGGGUUGGUAAAAAUUUAAGUGAAUAAAAUAACACAGCCCUGUUUUAGUAUUGAUGCUGAUGAUGAUUAUAUUGUUGCUUUUUUUUUCAUAAUGAACUCGCUAGACAUGGCAAAUGUACUAUUAACGUAUUCGCAUGUAUUUAAUUUUUAGCAAUGGUUUUGAAAUGUUUAAUUGUGGAGCUGACUUCCUUUCUGUCAUUUCUUAUAAGAAUUCUUAAAAUCAUCGGAGACCAGACCUGGUUUAAGUACCAGAGUCAAAGUCAAGACAGACCCUUUUACUAUACUAUGGAUUAUAUUUAUAAUUCUGACAAUCAGAAAAUACUUAUACAAUUUACAGCUCAGAAACAACAUUCAGGCUCAUCCAUUCCUGUGUCCAGCUGUGUUGCACUAGUCUUAACAAUAAAUAAAUUUUGAGAAUUAAUCAUUAUUGAUAGUUUUAUUACUGUACAUCUUUUUAGGUCUCUCGUGCGAAUGCAUGCCUGGUUAUAGAUAUACAAAGAAUUUUGGAGGAAAUGAGGUGAACUGUACACUUUGCCCUGAUGUGAGUUGAUGAUAUUUUGUUUUGUAUUUAAAAAUGUAUGAUUGACUAUUUUCUGUUAUUUUAUUUUUUUAGCUAAUAAUCAAUAUAGCAUUUUGAAGUAAUCACUUUGUUGGAAUUUCACCAGGCUGUGUCUGAUGAUGGAUGGGAAUGUGUUACCUGCCCGGGUCGUAUCAAUGAGAUGAAAAAAUGUGACCCGUGUCUAGGAAGUAAUGACAUCAGUGGUAAAUACAAAACUAAAAAAAAUUUCAUUUCUUAAGCAUGGAUAUUGUUACUAUUAGUGUGCAGUGAAGUUGCUCAAAGCGGACUGAGAUCGAUGACAACAUUCAUUAUUGGCCUAAGAAUGAAUAUAUUUACCAUAUAGUGCUCAAUAUGUGUAAUAUUGUUCAAUGUAUUAUAGCUUAGUAACAUCACAUACUGAUCACAUAUAAAGCAGUUGAGCUCAGAUCAACUAAUACGGUGACCGGACAACUGAACGCACGACAGGUGAACCUACGACAACUGAACCCAAGACAACCGAACCCAUGACAAGUGAACCACGGACAAGUGAACCCACGGACAAGUGAACCCACAGACAAGUGACCACACUGACAACUGAACCCAUAGACAACCGAACGCACGACAGGUGACCACAAAAAAUAUAAAAAAAUUAAAUAGGAUAAUGUAAAAAAGCCGAAAUGUCUAGAAAACGUACAAUGUAUAGAUUUUCUACUGCUGAAGUAUACAAAUACAACAAAACCUGAAACUUUAGUCUGAGAAAGCCCGGCAACAAAGUUUUUAUCCAAGAAAAAUUACGAACAAGAGCCCUCCUCCCUAAAGUUUUGGGCCAAAAGCGCAACCUUUAUAAAAGUGAGUAUUUUCAAAAUCAUUAUUCCUGUAAAUUAUUCUAGUUACAUUUUUGCUUUUUAGUUUAUAUCUUUAGGCCAUAGCCUCACCAUCACUUUAAAUUGGAUUAAUAAAUAAAUGAAAAGUGUAAGUGGUCACUCAUCAUUGAGCAUUCUCAUUCUCAUUAUAAAUUUUAUAAUGAAUCCUGUGUUUAUGUUGAGUCAUAAGCACUCUUCAAAACGAUUAUAGUACCUACAUAAUCUAUAAAAUAAACGAAGAAAAAAUAUUAUAAUUUCAUCUUUUACAAAAUUAAUAAUUGUUAUAAGUUAUUUUAUUUUUACUAUCAUUGAUCUCAUAAAUAAAUGUAGUUAUAUUUUCAAAUUGUAUUUUUAAGAAAGGCAUAUGCUGAUACUGAUAGUUAUAAUAGCCCAGUGGUCGACAAAUCGCAGCUCAAGAGCCGCAUGCUGUCUUUAGUGACCGGAGGGCGGCUUGGCCAGUCGUCCACAAAAUCGGUUUUGACCCAGAAAAACAUGUUUUUUUUACAGGUUCUUGAAACAAAAUCUGGCUCUCAAAAUUUUUUUAACCGUCCUGCUGCUGCUAAUUUAUUCUUUUGACUAUUGAGUUUGCCGACCACUGGUUUAACCUGUAGCACUUUGGUAGUAUGGCCUGUAAUAAAUAUUAAGAAAUAAAUUAUGAUCAUAUUUACUAAUAAGAAAACAACUUAAAUGCCAAGAUUUUACCUGCCUAAAGCCAAAAGACUGAUAUCCUGGUACUUGACUCUUAAAAUGUUGUUAUAAAUGUUUAUAGGUUGACAAACAUUAUAUAAUAGAAAUGAUUUUAAGUUCCAUUCUAUUCAGAAAAUGUAUCUACUACCUCUACUAGCAGUGAUGAAAUUCAAAGCAUUCCAGACUUUUUUUUACUCUUAGGGCAGAUAUUUGUGUCCUAACAGAUUGAUUAAAAAUGCUUUUGAGUACUUUAUUUUUUGGAUAAGUCUAAUAUCAAAGAUGCAUAUAUCCUUAAAAAUCAGUUUGACUAUAUUUCAUGACUUAAGAUUAUUUUAUUUUUUCCUUUCAUUAAAAUAAUAUUUUGUUAUAUUUUUGUUCUUUUUAAGCUUUUCCUAAUGGCUAUGGAAUUUUCAAAGACUCAAAGAGGAAAUUUGGUAAUGGUAUACAAAGGAUUUGAAUAUAUUAAACAUAGAGAAAGCAAAGACAGUGAUGUGAUGACUUGGAGAUGCAGACAGUAUCAUGCCCGGACUAGUCAUUGCACGGUGUUUAUAAAAACACAUAAAAAUAAUGUUAUUGCAGAGCCAACAACACACACCCAUGACUCGUGUCCACAAAAAGCCAAGGCUAACAUUGCUGUAAGCAAAAUGAAAGAAAGUAUUAAGGCUAUUGGUGCAACACCUAAAAAUGUUAUAGGUAAUGUGCUAAUAAAUUUUAGCAACGAUGUCCUGCAGCAUAUUCCCAAGCAAUCAUCCCUAUCAAGAACUUUAAUUCGACACAGAGAAGAGGUGCAUUUUCCUAUACCAACUACUUCCAGUUUUGACAUCCCACAAAAAUAUCUUCAUUUAACGCUAUAUGACUCAGGAAGCAAUGAUCCAAACAGAAUUCUAGCAAUUGGGAAUAAAGAUUUAUUACUUGAAUUGGAUAAGAAUGAAAUGUAUGGCGAUGGAACAUUUGACAAGGUGCCAAAAUUGUUUUACCAACUUUACACAUGGCAUGCGAAAGUUGGUAAUUCUUACCCUCCAUGCAUAUAUUUUCUUUUGCAAAGAAAAAACCUUCAAACAUAUACCAACAUGUGUGAAAUUUUGAAACAACUUUUGCCAAACUUAUCCCCUCAAAAAGUUUUGGUAGAUUUUGAAAAAGCCUGUAUGAGAGCAGUUCUUACAGCUUUCCCAAGCGCAGAGGUUAAGGGUUGUUAUUUUCACUUAUGCCAGAAUUUGAUAAGAAAAAUUAGUUGUGUUGGCCUAAAAUCUGAUUUUGAGGCAGACAUUGAACUUAAAUUGAAACUAAAAUCUCUGGCAGCCUUAGCAUUUGUACCCAUAAAUGAUGUGAGAGCUGUGUUUGAUACUCUUGCUGCAACAUUCCCAGAUGAUGGAAGGUAUAAUGAAGUUCUGACCUAUUUUUUUUCAACUUACAUUGAAGGUGCAAUAGGUAGAGAGCCACAAUUUCCAAUAAAAAUUUGGAAUCAAUAUGAUGCUGCUAUGGAAAGGUCACCAAAAACUACUAAUUGUUGUGAAGGAUUUCACAAUGGCUUAAAUGCAUUAUUUCAUUGCAGCCAUCCAAGUAUCUGGAGUUUAUUUGAGGGCCUUCAGAAGGAUAUAUCUUGUCAUAGGCUCACUUUGGCAAAAGCACAAAUGGAUCAACCAGAAAAAAAAAAGAAGAAAUAUACACUUCUAGAUGAUCAGGUGGCAUUAGCAGUUCAGGGAUAUGAAAAUAAACAUGAUAAGAUAGCUUACUUGCGCAGAAUGGCAAAUCUGCAAUGAAUUAAAAUUCAUUAUUCAGAGUUAUUUUUCAUGAAUUCAGAUAUUAUAUUUGAUAAUAAAGAUAUUCUAUAUAAUGCUAUGCAUUCUUCCUUUUUUUUUUUCAAUUUUCUUUUUAAUUUGUUGUAUAUUUUAUAAUAAAUUUUUUUAAAAUUAUAAAAUAAUUGUUGAGCACUUUUUAUCCAAUAGACUUCAUUAGAGUACUAAAUUAGACAAGUCAUUUUGACAAAAAUUUCACAAAGUAGUAAGUAUGAAAAACAAAAAUAAAUAAAAUUUUAAUUAAACAAAAUUCUUCAUUAUCUCACAUAAACCAUAGUCAAACAUUCCAUGAAAAAUAAAAAUGUAUCUUGUGUAACAUAAAUUUGCCAAAAUUUCACCAACUUAUAAGAAUAUGUCUUAAACUUAUACAAUAGACUUGGAUAUUGACUUAAUAGUUUUGUGGUAAAAAUGUAAUUGAAUUUAUUUUGUUUAAAAUAUUUUUAAUACAAACCAGAAUUAAGUUUUUUUACUUAUAAGAAUAUGUCUUAAACUUAUACAAUAGACUUGGAUAUUGACUUAAUAGUUUUGUGGUAAAAAUGUAAUUGAAUUUAUUUUGUUUAAAAUAUUUUUAAUACAAACCAGAAUUAAGUUUUUUAAAUAUUGUAACAUACUAAUACUAGCCUACUAAUCCUUGAGUUUACACUAGCUAAAUAGUAAAAUUAAAAUGAUUCAGUAAUUACUUGUUGAAUUAGAUCUUUGACAAUACUGUCACUGUGCAUGGCUCUCUGAUCUAUCUACUUAACUAUAUGCCUUUAUUAUACUAUACUAACACUAUGCAAACUGAACAAAUAUUUCUAAGAACUAGUACUAGUAUGCAUUUUGGUAUAAUACCUGAAUGUAUAAUAUAAAUAAUAUAUAAAUUAGAACUUGUUCUGGACUUCAGUUUCAACAUAAGAAUAGUUAAUAUGUAACUUAAUAAUCACAAUAUAAUAUAAAUACUCAAAAAAUAAACAUGUGAAAUUAAAAUUUAUUUGAUUUAUAAAUAAAAUUAACACUACAACAUAGAUCACCAUUACAAACACAAGAUGAUUUAUUCUUGUUAAUAUGCCUAAACAAUAUUUAAAAAACCCAUUAUAUUAUACAUAUUAUAGAAACUAUAUUAUAACUUAUUAAAAUAGUGUCAUCCUAUUCUUAGUGGGCCUUUGAUACCAAGAGGUUACAUUAAAGUGGUGUUAGGGUAAUAACUAAAAAUGGUAGCAUGUUCCAAGACACUUUACUUUAAUCAACCUAUACUAUAACUUUAUAACACAGUAAAAGGGGGGAGUCUAGGCUUUAUUGGUUUUUAUUUAGGAUAAAAAAUGACUUUUAUAAGGGUUCUUGGUUUCGUUAUCUAAACUGUACGUUGUCUAUUUUUUCUAUACAAUAAAUUAAUAAUAAUGGGAGUUAAAAAAUUAUAGGAAAAAGUACCGGGUAAUAAAUAAAAAAGUCCGAAAAUACAUUAAUUUAUAUUCAUUAUAACUUAAUAUAACUACUAAACACGUUUGUUAGACGCUAUUUAUUUCGCAUAGUUGAGCAAUGCAUCAAUUCAAUUAUAAAUUAAUAAAAAUCAACACUCUUAAAAUAUUCCGAAUAGUAUGGUAUGCCUCUGGAAAGUAUGUCUUGAGGCAGGUAAAAAUGUAAAAAGACCACUUUAUUUUUUGUAUAGUAAUAGUAGCGGAGAACCGAAUUUCAAAAUAUGGAAAGAAAACUUAAAAUUAAGCUUAGGGCUAGGGCCUACUUGUUUACGACGAUAGUGUCGAUGUUAGCAUUGGGCAGUACGCUCAUAUUAAAGGCAAAGGCGACAUAAGGAAUACAUUUCAUUAUCAGAGUCGCACUGAGACUGAGAGGGUCCGUAAGUUGACAUUUCUUGACAAUAACAAAUAACUCGUUCUAAUUCUAAUUGCAAAACCAAAAUAAUUUGCCAACUAUAUUAUUACUCGUUUUUUAAUAAUUUUUUUAAAGCCGCAAUGCUUUGCAGAGUAGAAUUAUUUUUUAACGUAAAUUUAUUAACCAAUGAAACUAAUUAUAAAAAUGUAUAUCAUAUUAUUCAUAUGUAUUUAAUCAGUAGAAAAUUUUAGGUAGGCUACAUUUUCUAGGCGUUUCGGAAUUUUAAAAUUUAAUACUAAUUCUCUUCAAUUUUAUUAUUUUUGUGGUCACAUGUCGUGCGUUCAGUUGUCUAUGGGUUCAGUUGUCAGUGUGGUCACUUGUCUGUGGGUUCACUUGUCCGUGGGUUCACUUGUCCGUGGGUUCACUUGUCAUGGGUUCGGUUGUCUUAGGUUCAGUUGUCGUAGGUUCACUUGUCGUGCGUUCAGUUGUCUGGGAACCACUAAUACAUAGUACUUAGCAAUGAAAUACUAAUACAUAAUAUUUAGAAAUGGAAUUUAACAAAAUAAAUACGGAAACACAAACAUAGAUAGACAGCAAACACACAGAUAAAAAAAAAAUUUUAAAAAGAAAAAUAAUAAUAGAUUAAUAGGCUGAUUUUUACGGAUAUACCUGGCUGACUUAACGAAUCUUGCUGCUAUGAUUUGUCUCUCAUUUAUUAUAUGUUCUUUUGAUUGAACAGUUAAAAAUUUUGAGCUACAAAGAUAUCUCAAAGUUUUAAACACUGGGAAACUAUAGUGACAGUCUAACAUUUAAACAUUCAACAAGGUUUCUUUCAUUUAUAGGAGCAAUUAACACUCCACUACCAUUCUUAAGAAGCAAACUGAAAUUACAUUUGCAUAUGAUAGAACGCAAAGAAUUAUCUAUAUGAAUAUAGUAAUGACAGACAAGCCAGACUUUAACUGGUCCCCUAAUAAGGUAGAGUAGAUAACAUUUGAGCCCUUCCAAUUCUAUGCUAGAGUGAAGUCAUAGGGUCACACAAUUCGAUAGAGUAUAGUUGAGGAUGGUGACGAAUUGAGACUCAUAUAGGGAGGAAUACUAAAGCUGUUUAUUCAUAUUUUUUUAAAUUUAAGGUUUUGUUUCCCAUGCAAAUUAAACUAUACAAAAAGAUAAUCAAAAUAUUUGGGGACUAUCCCAUUAAAUCUCGUUCAAUGAUGGCACACCAAUGAUUUUAACAAAAAAUUAAAAUGAGGGCCAUGAAUAAAUUUUGGCCUCCCCUUAAUAAAUUUGUGAUACCCCCACCACAGCAAUGACUAUUACAUUUUUUAAAUAUUUUUUUUGGCCAAUUGUGCUAUUUGUUCCUUUCAGUUUCAGAAUUAGAUUUUGUUUUGUUUCAAAAGUUGACUAUCCUCCUUUAUCAAAUUGGAGGGGAUACUACAUAAGCCCCCAGGGAGUUAUAAAUGAUUUUUAAAAAAAAGCAAAUUAAAACUAAGCAAAUUAUAUCUCUACUGACAUAAGCUGUGGAUCAUCUGAUAUCAUGAUUCAUUUACUUUUCAGUACUUCGUGAACUCAAUGGAGGCUAUGUCAGCAGUACAUCACCUGCUGUUACAUGUCAGACUUGUAAUGCAGUAACUCAACCAACUGAUGAGAAAAACAGGUGAUGAUGUAAUUAAAGUCUAUAUAUUCUAAUGAUAUGAGAACUAGAAUUGUAAAUUUCAUUGAUAAAGAUGAAUUAUACAAAGAUGAAUUAUACAACCAAAAAUGUAUGCCCGUUGUGGAUGUUUUAAAAAUGGGUCUAAAAGAGAAAAAAGCAACACCACUUUCAUUUUUGGUUAAACAUUGGUGAGGGAUAACCAAAGCUUUUUAUUUAACAACUUACAUGCCUAAAAAAGAUUUUGAUAGACGAACUUUACUAAAGCUAGUUUAAAUGUUUUAUAAAUAAUUAUGUUUUAUACCAGAUGAAAGUUACUGUAACAUUUGUAAUACAUUUUUAACUUUUUAACAUUCAAUAUAGAUUUAGAUUUUUUUUUUCUAACUUUAACACUUAAGUUUAAAAAAAAUAUAAUUAUAAGUUUUAAGGAGAUGAAGAAAAGAACUUUGGAUCCUACUUUUAAGUAGGGUCUGUGUAAAUUAAUGCAGACCUGUUUACUCUUACGAUAUUUGCGUACAAUGUACGAUUUUGAGGUGUAUACAUUAUUUAUACUUUGUGUUUAUUUUUUACUAUUAAGAUAAUGUAUUGAACGAUUUUGUUGUGAUAUUGUACGAUUUUAAGAGUUUGGGGGUAAACAGGUCUGUUAAUGACAAUUUAUUACAUUUGUUAUCUUCUUUAUUCAUAUUUGUUGGCAUGUUGGAGAAGCAGAAAUGUUCUAUUUGUAAUGUCAUGCUGGGUUGAGUGGGCUACAGCUUAGGGAUUACUUUCGCAUUUCAUUCCACCUGGGCCCCAUACAUUCAAAGGUUUUGAUGACCAUAUUAGUUCUUAGUUUUUGAAGACCCUAUUCUUCCAUAGCUUUCGAUGACCUUAUUCUUCCAUAGCUUUUGAUGAACUUACACAAGGGUUGGGGGUAUAUUUUGCCUUAUUAGAAUUUAUCUAUAAAUAUUUGUACAAAUAUCUGUGAGGAGUAAACAAUACAUUUUUUUGUUUGGGAAUUAAAUCAGUGGGUGUAAGGGAAGUAAAUCAAUGUGUGUAAGGGAAGUAAAUCAAUGUGUGUAAGGGAAGUAAAUCAUUGGGUGUAAGGUCAAAGUUGAACAAUAAGGCUACACCAUAUUCAAGGAAGUUCUAUAUUUACUUGUAGUUUUAUUAAAUUUGGUCAGCCCUUUGCAUGUAUAAAUUAUUAUUGUGCUAUAUAUAUAUAAGUAAUGUUUUUUUUUGUUCACUGCUAAUUUUUAAGGUGUGAGAGAUGCAGUAUCACCUUAAGUUUAUCAGCUAGUUCCACAUGCACUUGUGAUGCAUCAACAGAAAAAAAGGUUACCACAGGAUUUUCAAAUUUAAAAAAAAAAAUAUAUAUUGUAUCAAUGACCUGCCAAGUUAUAGCAGACUUAUUAAAAUCUCAUUUGUUCCAGUGCCAAACAUUUUCUCUCUGUAUAUUUAAAAAAAAAAAAAAAAAAAAAUUAACCUCAUUUUAUUUGUGCAAAUAAAAUUAAAAUUUAAAGUAAAAAAAAUUAGAAAAGUGCUAUGCACAACCAGCUAUGCUGACAUAGUGAAUGUAUGCCUAUAAAGUAUGUGAACAGUUUUAUUAUUAUAACUUAAUUCAACUUUUUCUUACCCGCUAAAAUCUUUGUCACAGCUGAAUGGUGUUUGCGUCCUGUUAGCCAACACAAUAGUGAAUCCCAGUGCCUCCUUGUUCUUGAUACCAUUAGAGGUAGGAGAAGUGCUCUGAAUGGAUUUUGAAUUGAUUUUAAUAAUUUUCUAGGAAUCCCAUUACAUACUUGCUGUAUUUGUUAAGCGGACGGUGGUAAAAUUUUCAAAAUUAAAAUCCAUUCACUAUACCCUGUAGGUUAUUUGAGUCAGAGGCAUAGCUAAUGUGUUUGAUGCCCGGGGACAAGGGUUAAUUUUCAUGCCAGCCCAGCCCCCCUCUCAUCCCCACAACUCUGACACCCAUUAUUUUCGUCAAUAAAAUACCAUGAAAGCACAUUGUGGGGCCCCACCGGUCUGGCACUCCCUCUGCCCCCCACCCCCAGCUAUGCCUCUGCUAGGAACAAAAAAAUUCAGCAAUUAGAAAAAAUGUAUAUCAACCUUUGUCAUUAAUUAAUCUGUAAAUUUACUUACAAAUGAAUCAUUUUAAAAUAAUUUUGCAAUCGUGCCUUUAUAGAAUUCCAAUGCAUUGUAUAAAAUUUUGUCAAUUACACAAACAUGUAAAAAAAAUAUUAUAUUACUUUUUGGGGUUGUCUUUCAGAAUGACGAAACAGGUGUUACAUCUUCAUAUCUUCAAGACAAUUUGGAAGCUGCUUACACCUUUUGUAGGGUAUGCACUGUGAAUAAUUAACAUACAUUUUUAUAAGAUCAGCUCUUCUGUCUGCUUCAAAAUCUGAUUUGCACAUGUGGUGAAACUUGUUGAUAGUAGAGCCUUAUAUAUUUUCUGUGGCAAUUUAUUUAAUUAAUUAAUACACCAUGUGACUUGAAUUCUUUUUUCUGCCAUUUUCUGUCAUUUUUUUAAAAGUUAAACGAGAACACUUUUAAUGGGAACCAACAUUUUUUAUGUCCUAAUUUGAAAAUCCCUUGAAAUAAUGUUAAAAAACUGAAACCUUUUGUAAAUUUCCCUCGUUUAGUAUUACAAGAACAUAACUGCAUGCCAGUCUCUGGCUAACAUGUGUGUGCUCAUCAUGUAUAGAGGUGGUCGUGUUCAAACUGUAACCACGCAACCUCAGGCCUGCUUUUACUUUCUUCAACUUGAGUAAGUUAUUUUCAUUCCUUGAUUUGCUGUUUUUAAAAAAUAUAUUUUUAAAUGAUGCCAGCCACUGCACAAGGUAUUACUUAAACUCAUCUACAGACAGAUAAUUGCAGGUUCCCCACUCAAUCACGAAAACAGGAAAUAGUCGCGAAUUCAUUAAAUAAUUUUCCCGGUCUUGAAAACAGGAAAAAUGAGCUUUCUAGUAAAGGAAAUUUGCGGUUAGUUUGGAAUUUUUUAAAUUGAAAAAAAAUAAUAAUAAAUUUGGAUUCCAUGAAAAUUAAUGUAAAUUGCAGAUCUUAUUAUUCUUAUGUUAUCAAAAGGACUUUGCCAGAUCGCUAGUGGUUUCCCCUUAACUGUGCAUGCAUUUUGAGCUUUACAAGUUUCCAAAAUGAAAUUUCGUGCCGUACGACUUUAAUAGACCAGAAAUAUUUCUUUUCUGUUCAUUCCGCCGAUCAAGAGAUUUUUGGGUAAGUAAAGUGUUAAAUAUGGUAAGUAAUUGUUUGAAUCUCAUUGUUAAUUUUGAGGUAACCAUUAUGAGUAGAAAACUACUUGUCCUAGCACUGUCUAAAAUGCCUACUGUUUUACUGUAGGUGUAAUUUAAAAAUGCUACUGCUAUGCCUGAUUCGAAUUAGCAAUUCAAUAAUAAUAGUAAUGAAAGAAGCUUUCGAUAUUAGUGGUAGCCCUACCCCAUGACCAAAGUAGAGGAAUUUGAUUUUUAAAUGUAGGCCUUUAUAUAUAACAAAAAGAUUGGCAUGUAUUUUUAAUGAUUUUUAAGGCUAGGCAGCCUUUAAGUGUAAGUGAAGUUCACUUUACAUUUAAUUAUGUAGCAGGCCUUCUAAAUUUAAAUAGACUAAUACAAUUAAGUUAUUUUGUGAUAUUAUUUUUUGCAUAGCAUAGUUUACUGGUUUACGGCUGACUUAGGAACUUCAUUUAAAAGUUAUUAAAACUUGAUUUUGAUACACCCAUGCAAUGAGCCUAACAUAGCUGUAUAUAGUUAUUCUUUAUUUAUAGUUAUGUACUUCUGUACCUUGGGUAUACUUGAGGGUAUUAUUACUAUUAUUCAUAAGCACAGUGGCAUAGGAAGGAUUAAUGGGGGGGUGGGGGGAUGCGACAGGGGGGACUUUGGUGGUUUGGUCAAUGAUCCGUUCCCCUGUGGAAAAUCCUGACUGUGCCAUUUCAUAUGCAUGUGCCUAUCUUAGUAUCUCCUCUGACUCUGUAUUACCGUAGUCUAGUACCGGUAAAAUAUAUAUUACAUGAUGUAUGCCUCAUUAUAAAUUAUAAACCUAAUAUGAUAAUAUAUAAUUUUUUUUUCACUAGUCAGGAUCUAGACUCAAUAAAAUAAUGCCACAAUGCCCAACAGUUCCUUUAAAGACUGAUGUUCAGGACAGCAAUCAUGAUUGAACAAGUCAUCACUGAUUCACUAUGCUGGAAAUAUUGAUAUCAAGUAUUCAAGGGAAAAUGUUUAAAAAUGUCAUGCAUCUGAUGAGACUUCAUCUAUCUAGUUCAACUUCAGCUUUACCUACUAUCUUAGGUGUCCACUUCUGCAACUUCACAGUCAAGUUCCCUAUUUAUGUGUCCAAAUAUGAAACCCUAAUUGGAGAGAUUUUGUAGACACUUAAGUGUUAACUCAAACUAUCCAUUUUCAUCACAAGAAGAAAACACUAACUCCAUAUAAGAAAAGAUACUUUCCACUUGUGGCAGCUUCUAAAAUGCCCUGGAGAACAAAUUGCAAAAGUUGCCCUUGCACUUUAAAAGUAAACAUCAACAAUUUUUCAAGUGGAAGUAAUAAUAAUUUAAUAAAUAUUUACAUGUAUACACCUUUAUUGUUUAAUUUUGUUCAUCUGUGUUGCAUUUCAAUGUUAUUUUUACUUGUACAAUUUCAUGCUUGCUUUUAUAUUAUCAACAAAAAUGCAGCUUUGCAAUAUUCAGAAAUCUUUUUGUUAUUAGUUGGGAAAAUUUGGGAAAAAGUAGGGAAUUGUGUUUUUAAAAAAGAGUGGGAACCCAGUAAUUGUACUUAAUCAUUUAGUGGUAAAAUUGGGUAUCUACUGGUUAGAUAAUUUCAUUAGAUCACAUGCAAAAAUAUUUUAUGAAGUGUAGUUAAAUUCUGCUCUUCCUUCUCAAUUUCAUAAAAUUAUCAAAGAUUCAUCGUGAAGUACUGUUUUGUCUGAGAUUUCUCAUGUCACAUCACAUAAUUCUCACAUUUCCAUCUAUUUUAGGAACAGCCCUUUCUAUGAUUACAAACCUCAAAUUUAUGUUGAGCAAGAUGCAGAUAAUGAAAUCUACUCUGAGCAACUUAGGAUCCAGUGGACUGUUGACCCCAUCAUGAAGUUCCCUUUCCUCGUCGGCCAGUUUUCACUAGAAGGAACGUUUGAAGGUUUCCAGGAAAUGACGGGCAGUUUCCUGCAGCUGUGCCAGGCUGAGGAGAAAGUGCUGAAUUCCGCUUUUGUGUUCGGUACAUAUUAUAAACAUACGGUAGGUUGUUUUGUUUUUUUACUAUGCAUUUGCAUAAGCGCUCUUUGAACCAAAGUUACAGUGCCCAAAGCUUUAGGACUUAAAUUAAAGCGCAAAAGAACUUGCAUGCAAUUUUUUGCUCUACUCAAAAUUUUCUUCUAUUUUGAAAUAAGGCUGAAAUUGGUGUAUUUAUUUACAGUAUCACAAAAAUACUUACCUCAUUUGCGCUUGAUUUUUAUUGAGUGUAAUUCCCAUCAGCUGUGUUUAUUACUUUUUUUUAUAUAUGUCUUUUCUAAAAGAAAGUUUUAUUUUUUAUAAAUUAAAAAAAUUAGAUAACAGCCUGUUUGUAUUUUUUUACUUUAAAAGUGAAAUAGUGUGAAUUUAAAAUCAAAACUAAAUGCUACCAUAGAUUUUUGAAGGUGGGUUAUGAAUGUUUGAGAUAGUGCUAAAUAUCCCCCAGGCCUCUGUGAAAGCCAAAAUCACAAAUUAUAAUUCUCUAGCUAUGCUCUAUGGCUGUAAUGCUGUGUUCAAUACUGCCCCAAAUAAAAUUCCCAGAAAACCUUAUAAAGUGUGUCACUUGAAUGCAAGUUUUGUCAAGUAGCUUUAGUAGAUUUAUGAAGUACACGGCAUGCCACCGCCAUUGUUUGGCACAAUGGCGGGUCAUUUCUAGUUAUACAAGAAAAUCAGCAAGUAAUGCAGAUAGACAAUCUUAAAAUCAUUCAGGUGCUUCACAUGUUUUGAGAAAAAAUGGUUUUUAAUAUGAAUAAAUUAACACUUCAUGUUUAGAUAUUACAUUCACAAAACUGUCCAUGUUUUGAAUGUCUUUAUGUAUAUGUUUUGACUGGACAUCUUUAAACUUGCUUAAAGUUUUAAGCGUACACACCGCCAAUGCUGGAACAAUCCAUGGUGUAACUGGGGUAUUACUUUUUAUGAUGACAGCACUACUGUGAUUAAUCUCUUAUGUCCUUAUUUUCUCCUGGGCAAAAUAUGAAAAACGUGUAACAAAAUGAGUUCCAUCAGUUCCAGACUGAUGACCCUGUCAUUAUCUUAUUUCAUUCAUUCCAUGUCAGUUAAAUAAUAGGAGCUGUGCUAGCUACUGUUGCUCAGUGUUGUCACUGUGACAUUCAUUCAAUUCUUUUCCAGUCAAGUGCCAUAAACAAACAAAGCACAGACUAAACGUCAGUUAUCUUUUCAGUGUUCUAUCUCAGCCCUGACGCUGUGGGACCAAGUCAAAUAUCCACUCAAGUUUUAUGAAAUCUGUAUCCUUUAAAACAAAGUUAGGCUUACAAAUUAAACGCCAGCAUCAUUAUUGCAAUAUGUUAAAUUACAAUUAUUAUUUGAUAAAAUUAAAGCUUAAGGGUUUUACAUGUUAUUUAAUUGAAUUUAAAUAUAUCUUGUUGAUCGUUUUCUAGUUUUCUAUCUUUCCAUAUGUAAGCUACACUUAAUGAAAAUGAAGUACUUAAUAACUAUUUGUGUCACGAUUCCAUCUACAUUUCAAAUUUCUCCUUGGUACCUAAACCAAUGCCAUAUAAAAUCCGUAACAGAACACAAUAGAUUUGAAAUAUACUGAUACAACUCAAAACCCAGCCGUAGAAAAUCUUUACAGGAUCCCUCUGAAAGUACUCAACUUCAGAGACAGCCGCAAUGAAAAGGCAAAUCAAGGCAAGUAACUGUCAUUCUAGUACAUUGAACAAAAGAGUUGAGUCAUCUUCUCAUUUGUAAAUUAAGUUGUUGUCCCCGCCCCCCUCCCCCUAUUAAAAAACAACAACUUUUGACAAGAUUUCUAUAUUCAGGAAAGAUUGUCUCCCUCUAACCCGUAACUCAGUUCAGAACUCAGAAAUGACACAUGCCACAGGUUGACAUUCCUUUUAAAAUCUAUUUAAAUUGUAUUGUUUUACUUGACUGUGAUUCUUGAAUCUUUCCAUGCCAAGGGGUCUCCACGUUUGUGCCAGACUGGUUUUUGGCAAAUGGAAAUAUUUUAGGGUGCUCUUAUCAAUUAAUGAAUAUUGAAUGCCCCCUUUUUUUAGCAAGAUAGCUGUAUUUCAUAUCAAAUUAAAGGAAAUUGAACAGAGAAUAAUAAUAUGUAAAAGAUAAAACAAUAAGACAAUAAAAAUUUGAAUUUUAUUGGUAAUGUUAUGAGAUCAAAAUUAUUAUUUUUUUUUUAAAAUGCUCACCAAACCUGAACUUAUCAGACUACUUUAUGGUCUGUGUACCUGGUAUCCUAUUCUUCUUCAAUCAUCAGAAAGUAUAUCCAUUUUUUAUAAGAAUGCAUUUUACAUUUUGAAAAUAUUCCAUUUAAUGACAGGUACACACAUUUCUUUGCAUAUGUAUCUAUUCAAAAAUGUCAAACACAUUAUUUACCAAAUAUUUUACUUUGGUACAGAUUGUCUUCUGUGUGGUCCUUUCUGAAGCACUCCAUUACAAACAGAUGGGGCCUUCCUGUGCAUCAGAUGCACACAUAGCAGCCGCGUUUGGUUAUUUUGUGCACUGAACAAUAUGCACACUGUCAAUCAUGCCAGUAAUAGUCAAACAGAUGGUUAUUUUCACUGAGACGCUCAUCUGCCCUGUUGAUGGACGUUUUGCCUGGUUUUGAUGGGGUGGGCACUAGGGGAAUGAUUGUUUCAGAGUUCUGGGUUUUAGAAACUAUUCCUCCUGCAUCUUUUCUGCUUAAUUUCCAACUUCUCUUUUUAGGUACAGGAGUGGUAUUAUCUAAAUCCUCAAUUUCACCUUAGUUAAAAAAAAAAGUGGUUUUGAAAAAAUUAAUAACUUUUGAACCACUUGAGCUAGAAAGUUGAUUUUGGUGUUUUAAAUAAUCCAUUCCCUUGGCUCUAUAAAGCUGUGGUAUGUUUGUAUAUUUUUUUAAAAAUUUGAAAUUUUUAACAAAGUGCCGUCUGUCAUCAUUAUUGCAAUCACUAUUCUAUUUCCAUUUGGCAUUUAGAGAACUAUCAGAAAGCUGAAAAUCAUCACUGGAAACAGAUUCAAAUGAUUUAUGGUUAUUGUCCACUGUUUUACCAUCAAUAAUUAGCAAUAAAGGCUCUUUUGUUUGCAAACUUGACGACCUACAUGGUCUAGCAACAGCUGAUGUGCUUGGAGUAGGCGUGGCAUUGUUUUGUUUACAAACUUGACUACCUACGUGGUCUAGCAACAGCUGAUGUGCUUGGAGUAGGUGUGGCAUUGUUUUGUUUACAACAGUUUUAACACAAAUUGAAGAAAAAGGUUGCUACUUCUAACAGGAAGGAAGUAAGAAGAGUUAUCGUUCAUUUGAGAACAUAAAAAGUAUGGUUGAUAGCCGUAGACAACAAAAUAAACUACAGAAACUAUGUCGACGACCAGUUUAAUCGAAGAUAUAUCAUCGAUUGGCACGUAAAGAGUUAAGUUCCCAAUAAUUUGCAGGUAGUGCGUUUGUUGUACAAGAGUUGCUCCCCUUAACUUCAACAGACGAAGUAUGCUGUUAUUUUAAUCUCCUUUCUACUUUUACAUAUGUGCUAGUAGGAAAUUAUUUUCAAUUUAUUUACCAAAAUCUCUUUGUGUUCUUUUUUUUCCUUUCAGGUCCAAUACGUGACUGGCAGUUAACUCGACGGUUUUUCCUCGUGGAUAGUGUAACCACUCAGAGAAGUGAAGAUCUAACUGGUAUGUAUGGAAUAAUGUUCCCUCUAACAAGUAAUAUAUUUUACAACUGUCUUACACAAAGAGUUUCAUUUAGCAGAAGCUUCAAGGGCACCCCCUGUCAAAAAACCCCUAUGUCAUUCAGGGCAUGCCAGGAAAAGAGUCUAUAAAUAUUUUGCUUUUUUUAAUCUUCAAAUUUGAAAUACCAAUACCAUUUUACUUGUGUAGGGGUGAAAGACUUGGUCAAACACUUCAUAGAUUAGGCUGUGUAAAAUUUUGUAUAAAAUCAUUUUAAUGUGAACUUCACAUGUGCCCAUCAAUUAUAUAUCAGCAUAUCUUUACACAUGUGAUCACUUUUUUGUCACUCUAUUCUAUACAGUUAGCGUCUGUGCUCAGAAAGGUGCUACUUAUGUGAGAUUUGCUAAAGAUAUUCACCUUCAUGUCGAGCUGCAGUCAGACUCAGCGGAUGGCUACACCUACAUACCUUACUUUGAUAUUACCUAUGAUGAUGUACCCAGGCAAACAGCUUGUGAUGGGAAAACUGUUGAUGUAAGUAUUAUUUCAAUGAGAACCAUUGUCUGUGUUCAGGGUACCUGGUCAUUUGUGAAUAGGAAAAAUUCUUUUUAGGAUAUUGCCGUAUUCCUCAAUCAGGCAAAUAUGAUAAUCCAUACACUUAGUGUAUUACAAACCUCGCCCACCCUUUUUAAAACUUUUAAAAUUAUUUUUCUUGUUCAUACCUUCAUAGAGUCAUGGUAAAAAUUAAAGUAAAACUAAAAUCUUUUAUAAAUGUAUAGAAUUUAAAAAAAAACAGAAACAAAGGUCUUUAAAAUAAUGUAGUCUAAAAUGAACACUGAGAUUUGUUCACGUGUCUGGUGAGGCAAGACAAGGAGCAGAUAAUCACAAAUGAUAAUUCUCUAGGGAUGCCUGUGUGGCUGUGGUUAGCACUAAUUGGUAUCCUCAUACAGAGUGCUCCUUGAAUGCAUUUUUUUUUUUGAAGUAACCUUAGUGGAUGGAAAGUUCAUGAAUUGCCGGUGCCCUCUAAAUUAUUAUAUUGAUAGCCAGUUUGUCUGUCCGCAGGUCAGUUUCCAGGUUAGCUACACCAUGAGUCAAAGCACCUACACCAGAAACUUCCAGAUUGCGACAGGAACUUUAAGCGCACUGGGACUUUUGUAUGCUGGAUUCCGUACAUAUGUGUGGAGCAGACGUGCGGGGCGUAUCAGCAUAGAUUUUCCAACUCUGGCCAAUUUUAUCUUUUUCCUGUGUGGGUCACUGUCCAACUGUUUCUUCGUCAUCAUUUACGGCGUUGCCUUUUACUUCUUCAUCUUUUACAAGGUCAGAGUUCAUCUUUAUAACAUGAAGUGAUGUACAGAAUGAAGUCAUGACUUGUUGAGGGCUAGGGGCCUAGUUAAUAUUUAGCAAGUUAAGUGAUAUAUUAUGGUUUGAUAUCAUAAUUUUUAGGGUCUGUGACCAAGUUAACAUUAAAAUUGAUCAUAUAUGGUUGUGAUCUCUUCACUCUUAUUAUCAGAGAUCAAAGUCCUUUAUUUUUAUAACUGGCUUGGUUUUUCAUGAACAUCAAAAUAAGUUCAUAAUUUUAGAUUAAAAAAAUUUGAGUGAGUUGGUUUUCUUGAGUAUCAAAGUAAGUUCAUAUUUUCAUUUAUAAAUUUGAUGAUCACUGUAAUUUUAAAGGCAUGAGUCUUUUGUUUGAAAAAAAGCAAAUCAUUUUCUGUUUCAUACAAAUAGCACUCAAGCCUACAUUCAGUACACCCUUCUCCCACAUAAGUAAAAAAUAAUUAAAAUAUAACUCCAAUUUUGUUCAUCACAGCAGAGGGUUUCAUGAUAGCCUUGUCUAAAUUGCCCAGGUUUUAAAAUUCUUUAAAGGUUGAGAGUUUUUUUUAGUGAUUAAAAUUUUAAGAGAUGAAAUGUCUUAUGGAUUAAGUGAAUUAUUAUUGAAUUAUUUUACUUACUGGCAUUUGUGAAUUAUUUUUCAAAAUAAGUUGCAAAUCAAAACUUUAUGAGUAGAUAUGUUUUUUUAAAUUAAUGUUCUUGAAAACUGUUUUACAAAUUCUUCAAAAGUUUUUUAAAUAACUUUUCUCAAAAUAUGUAUUUACACUCUCAGCGGCAAAAUGUGAUUUAUAUUGUCCACCCCGAGGGCCAGGCUUAUGAGGAUUGGAUAGCGCUGUUUGGCGCAGCAUUCGCCCUGAAAGCCCUGGCCCUGAUCCACAUGAUCAUCAUGCAGUGCUCCGUGGAUAUCUUCAUGGUGGACUGGGAGAGACCUAAAGGCACGGGUGGCAGCAGUGGAGAUGCUGGCAAGAAACAACCCAGCACCGUGUCCAUCUGGAGGACCUACUUUGUGGCCAAUGAGUGGAAUGAAAUCCAGGUACUGCUACUCUUUUUUUUUUUUUUUUUUUUUUGCUUACAGUUUUAAAGUAUCUUCAUUGGUGGUUAGCUAAAGAUCAAUCAGUUUUAGAGAGGGUCAAUACAACUGGGCAGUUUCUUUUGGCAUUGCUUGUUGAAAAAGGCCCCAUGUAAUGUCUGAGUAAAUCUUUAUAGAUUUUAUUUUUGUUAACCAAGCUGAACUUUUAAUUAAAAUCUAACUGAGUGAUGAUUCUCAAACUGAGGUGCAUAUAUACCUAUAGGGCACAUAAAAUAUUUCCAAGUGUUACACUGGGUUGUAACAAAGAAAUUCAAGUAGAACCCGUCCAAAGGGUGGCACAUGAAUUGUAAGCAGGUCUUUGAGGGCUACACUAUUCCUUAUAUUUCCCCUUUAUCUAAAUUAUAAUUUUUUUUCUAUCAUGACAGACCAAGCGUAAAAUAAAUCAGGUCUUCCAAAUCUUUUCCGUUGUGUUCUUCCUCGUCGUUGUUGGCUUUGAGGACACUGCCACCAAGGACCCCGAUGGAAGUGUUAACAAGGGUGCUGAUGUUUACAUGAGUGAACAAAGUGCAAUGUACCGAAUGGCUUUAGCUGCCACAAUCUACUUAGUUAUUGGUGAGCAUGACUUUAGCUAUCACAAUCUACUUAGUUAUUGGUAAGCAUGGCUUUAGCUAUCACAAUCUACUUAGUUAUUGGUGAGCAUGGCUUUAGCUAUCACAAUCUACUUAUUUAUUGGCGAGCAUGACUUUAGCUAUCACAAUCUACUUAGUUAUUGGCGAGCAUGACUUUAGCUGCCACAAUCUACUUAGUUAUUGGUGAGCAUGGCUUUAGCUGCCACAUGGGGAAAACGUGAGGGGCAUUUCAUAAAGAAUAUCAUCAGCUAUGAAUGUAUACAUGAGCUGGUUCAGUGUUUCCCCAACAGGAGCUCUUGAGAAAUAACUAAAGGUUCUUAUUAAAAAAUAAUAAUGAACAUUUUCAUAAUAUAAGCUCUCUCUGAGACAUUAAUAUUGGUCUAACUUUCCUGCAAGGGAAAAGCCGUAAGUAAAUGCUGAAAGAGUGUAAUGUGUUAUGUCUAAUGAAUGCAGUUAUAUUUAGCUUUCCUCCUAAUGCUCUGUUUUCAUAGAGUCUCAUAUAUACAUUUUUCUAGAAUGAUUCCAGCGUGUAAUGCCAUUCUUUGUUUCAAUCUGUUUGACAGGAAUCGUUCAAAUCAUAUUCUUCCUCUUCAUCUACGAGAGAUUCAUAACAGAUGAUAUUCGGGAAUUUGUUGACAUCUGUUCAAUGAGCAACAUCAGUGUCUUUGUUAUGGCCCACGGAGAAUUCGGCUACUACAUACACGGACGGUCUGUCCAUGGAUGCUCUGAUGUAGCUAUGGAUGAAAUGUCAGAUAUGAUCAAAAGGGAAGAGGUUAGUAAAAAAUCAAAAGUGGCAUCAAAAGCAAAACUUAUUUAAUUAAUCUGUGAAUCUAUCACUGGGAAUAUGUUGAUUUUUAUUGACUCUAAAUAUAUAAAAGGCCCUCUUAAAUAUGAAGCUUUUAGUAUAUUUCUUAUGUGACAUUGAAAUAAGCAAUGCAAAUGCAUGCAGGAACAAAAUUGUGUUUAUGUUAGUAAAUUCUUCAUUUGUUAACAUAACAGCUAAUCCUCUGAGGACUAAAACUCUAAAAUAUUCUGUGAAAUUUUCAUGAAAAACUCAAAUCAUUAGUGACAUCAAUUGGUUUCUAUUUUUUAUUUUUUUGGUCAAAUUAAUAAGACACAAACAAUUAGUGUAAAUAAAACAACAUAUGUUCAGCUUUAAUGAUGAUUUUACACAAUACAAAUGUAAACGUUUAGGCAAACGCCUUAAUCAAAACAUUUAAUUAAGUAUAAAUUAAAUACUGUAUAAACUAAAUCCAAAAUUUUACAUAGCUGCCAUGUAUUUUUCCUGUUUGGUUUUUAAAUUUUACUUCCACUCACUUCCUUUCAAUUUUUCUUAACUUUGUUUUGUCUGGGUUUUGCACCCACUCUUAUUCUUUUCUAUUUUUUUAGGUAGGCUAUAUAUAUAUUAUAUAACUCAAUAGCUAUUGCCUGCCUCAGUACAAUAGUUUUUUGUUAGUUCGUUCGACGGAAAUUGAUCAUGUCCAUUUUAAACAUCGAAUUGGUGGUGGUGCUGAAUCUGUCUAUGGGUGUGCAGAUGGCUGAUGAGGCAUAUACUGGGAUGAAAUGAUCUUGUGCAGAAGAUGCAGGGGAUGGAUGAGACAACUCCAGGUACAGAGUAAACUUGGGCUUUUCUGGAUUGUCUUUUGUGUUCUGCAGCAUCUGUUCUGUUUGCCUCAUAUUGCAUGGAGCCCUUGUUUUUAGGACUGAGGAGUCUGGAUCCAGCAUGUCCAGGUUAAUGUGAGACACUUUCAAUGCACUUUUAGUGCGUUAUUAUAAAAAAACUUUCCUUUCUGUUCCCCAACAGAUCAUUUACCAAGCUUGAGUUCACCAUAAAAUAUUUUUAUGGGCUGGUAGUUGUCUCACAUUCUCAUAGCAUGUCCUGCUUGUGCGAUGUCUUGGAUCUUGUCCUGCCAUCUAAUGUUAAAGAUUUUUUUUGGAGGCUUAUCGUGUCACAGUGGUUUCAUUUCCUAACAUGUGGUUGAUAGACGGUUGCACAGCUGCCUUGUAAACUUUAAUUGACAACAUUGUUAUAGCCUGUGUAUUGACCCAUUUAUUCAGCCCGCAAUUUUUUGAGCCGUGUCAUGCAUCCCUUGUCUCCCUUGUUGUUAUUAUGUCAUCACCAAUUAACUUGGUGCGAUGUGCUGCCGCUGUUUCCCCAUCUCCCAUGAUUGGAAAAUUUUGUUUACAGAGGGUUCUACAUUGAUGUGGAACCUGCUCUCUGAUGAUUGAAUAUCUGGACUUUCUGCUCUGUAAAGUUCUGAUUCAGUGACUAUAAAUAUGGUAGACGUACCAGAGACCUAAGGAGACUUGAAAGUUUUUCUCUACGUGUGUGGAUUACUAUUUUUAGCUUUCUCUUAUUAUUUAUAUUCACGAGCUGUAAGUUAAAUCAGCUUUAUAUUUCUAUAUAUUUGAUUUUUUACUUUUAUAUCAGAAUUGUUGGUAUAAAUAAAUUGAUUAUUGUUAAUAGCACCAGCUUUGGUUAGAGGAUUUCUUUGUCAUAUUGGUUUUUCAGACCUUUGCUACGUAUUGUUCAUCUGGUGAUCCAAUUUUUAAAAACAACAUAAUAAACCUUGUAACUUUUAACGGUGGGUUAACCACAAGCUUAACACACAGAGCUGAAUGGUGGGUUAACCACAAGCUUAACACACAGAGCUGAAUGGUGGGUUAACCACAAGCUUAACACACAGAGCUGUAUGGUGGGUUAACCACAAGCUUAACUCACAGAGCUGAAUGGUGGGUUAACCACAAGCUUAACACACAGAGCUGAAUGGUGGGUUAACCACAAGCUUAACACACAGAGCUGAAUGGUGGGUUAACCACAAGCUUAACUCACAUAGCUCAAUGGUGGGUUAACCACAAGCUUAACUCACAGAGCUGAAUGGUGGGUUAACAACAAGCUUAACUCACCGAGCUAAAUCAGCCUGUUGUAUCAUCUCCCAGAAAGCUUCAGUAUGACCUUACAAAACUUGCAUCAAAGAAAUGUUUUUCAAAGCACUGUUCACCUUACACACAGAGUUGGAGAUAAGUUUUUUUUUUUUUCUCUUAAUGUCUCAACCCAAUUAUUGGCCUGGAUGGAAUAUACAAAGUGUAAAGGAUUAUUAACAAACAAAUCUCAAAUCUCUAUAAGAGUUAUGUCAUAUUUUAAACACACAAAAUUUCGCUGGGUGUAUAAAUAAUAUGAGCUUUUGAGGACUUAAUCUCGCAUGUCUCUGUUCUUGGUUUUACCUUUUUAUUUAUAUGACAUUGCUUUGGUCAUUUUUAAGGCUUAAUAUUCAAGGCCAGAUCUCAAUGUAGUUUAAAACAUUCAUCAAUUAUCUUUUCGGCUUUUGUAUUUGUUCUCUUUCUUUUUAAAUAGAUUCAAUAAAAUUUACUAAUAGUUUUUGUUGUUUUUUUAAAUUGUCAAGCUAAACUCAAUGAUCAUGUCUGCUCAAACCUCAGUAUCCUGACACAGAAAAUCCAGUAACUCACUAAUUAUACCUUCAGGGAGCCACUCAGGCAGCAGGAAUCCUGGCAGCUCUACCAAUUAUAAAUGUUUAUUGUGCACUCAAGUCCCUGUAUUUUUAGCAAUAAGCCCUUUUCCAUUACAGGCGGAUCUGGUGGGACAGAGAGGCUUAGUGUCAGGCACAGAGGCUCAAACAUUCAUGAUGGCAAUACCCAAGAGACUCAGGGAAAAAUACACAGCUGUGUAUAUGCCUGUGCAAUUGGAGGUAAAGGGUUUGGCGGUUUGCCUUUGAAGCGACUUAACAUUAAUACAGGAUUAAAUGAACAAGGCUUUAACAAUUCAAUUUAAUGGUGUUCUUGUUCUUAUAAAACAUAUUUUUUAAUUUUUUAAAUGAGAAGUUUCGAUAAAUGUAAAAAAAGUACUAUCACAAAAAAACACCAAAAAACAAUGUCUCGUCUUGAUAUGUGAUAAUUUUUAUUUUCUACCUGUUUGACAAUAACUCCACAGAUAAUAAUUUAAUUAAAUCAAGCUGUCAGAGCUUUUGAAUGUUUUUUUGUUGGGCUAAGUUUUAGACACACACAAUAAUAUUUCUUUAAAAGUCAAGUUUGUAAAGAGGAAAUCCUGGUAACUUCUAAAUGCUUUGAUAAGAACAGAGUUAUCUUUCAGUGGGGUAAAAAUAUAAAAGGGGGCAUUUUGUUAACGUUAAACCUUAAGUAUAUUAUAAGAUACAAACUUUUUGUGUGUUCCAUUUAAAUGAAGUAAGGCCUGCAAAACUCAAAAUGUAAUACUUUAUAAAAACGUGUGCAGGCCAAAAGAAAAUAGGAAAGGACGUGUGCAGGCCAAAAGAAAAUAGGAAAGGACGUGUGCAGGCCAAAAGAAAAUAGGAAAGGACGUGUGCAGGCCAAAAGAAAAUAGGAAAGGACGUGUGCAGGCCAAAAGAAAAUAGGAAAGGACGUGUGCAGGCCAAAAGAAAAUAGGAAAGGACGUGUGCAGGCCAAAAGAAAAUAGGAAAGGACGUGUGCAGGCCAAAAGAAAAUAGGAAAGGACGUGUGCAGGCCAAAAGAAAAUAGGAAAGGACGUGUGCAGGCCAAAAGAAAAUAGGAAAGGACGUGUGCAGGCCAAAAGAAAAUAGGAAAGGACGUGUGCAGGCCAAAAGAAAAUAGGAAAGGACGUGUGCAGGCCAAAAGAAAAUAGGAAAGGACGUGUGCAGGCCCAAAGAAAAUAAGAAAGGACGUGUGCAGGCCAAAAGAAAAUAGGACGGGGGAAAGCUAUUAAGAAAAUAAUUAGAAUAAAGAAUAUUUCGCUACUUCGCGGGCCGCAAAGUGGGUACUGGUGGGCCGCAUGCUGCCCGCAGGCCGUAUUUUGUGCAGGCCUGAAGUAAGGUAUUAUUAUUUGUUUUACUUAAAUAGAGCUUCACAUAAAUUGUAUGUGUCUUUUAAUCUAUUUUUCAGUGUGCAUCACUUAAAUAACCUUUAAUAUUUAACUUUAUUCAUUUUAGAAUGCCACAAGCCGAAUGGGCAAGUCACAAACUGGCAAAGAAAAGAGCAUAGAGGCCUACAUGACACUGAACAGAUUCUUCUGUGCCUUCAUUGAUCAUGUAAUCUAACCUUCUAAAUUAACAUCUUCAACCCCCCACUGGACCUCUGAGUCUAUUUUAAACUUGUCCAUCAAAUUGCCACCUGUUAGUCAAACUUGGGCUUCUCCGAUCAAUUUAUGUGCUCUUUCCUUUUUUUUUCAUUGGUUUACUAAUUUUGAUAUGUGAAAUGACCAUUUUUUUUAUUUACUAAAUUUGCAACCCACUCACUACCUUAAGUCCAGUUUGGGAAGCUCAAAUGACAUUUCAACAAUUUACAGAGAUGUUAUACUUACAGCAAGAAUAUGAAUUAAUAAACUUUUAAGUCCACAAAUGGAUAUAACUAAUUAUAGAAACAUAGUCCCAGAAUGCACUGCUGGAAUACCUAGAUGAGCGCUAGAACUUAUUUAAAUUAAAUAUUUCAUAUUUUUAAAAAUCAAUAGUGAUUUUGAUUUUUCCCCCAAUGAUUUUUUUCCUCUUACUAAAUCUCAACUUAAGUUACAAACAUAAUUUUCUCAUAAACCAUUCAUAAUUUUCUUAUGUGGUCAGUUUACAAUUAAAUAUCUUUUCACAGUCUUUGCGUGACAUUGACUAUGUGGUGAAAGAUAAAAACCUGCUGGAGAAGCUAUUGGACACAGAGUUUCUUGAACUCACUGACAAAGGAAUUUUCUACUCUGGUGAGCUUAACUUAAUCCAGGUUAAACCCUCUAUGAGGCAGAGCGGCAAAAAAUGUCUUUACUACUUAAAGGGCAAAACAUCAAAAAUCCUCCGUGACAACUAAGUGUUGUAAACACACGAUCUCCGAGUCUUCCGAUUGUUUACAUCGGGAUCUGCCUAUAGCUUGAUAGGAGGGAGCCAGUUACAAGUAUUUCAUCAAAUUUUUUUGUAGUUUUCGUGGUUUUAAUGCUUGGUUUUUCAAAAUGAAUUGUGACGAUACUUCAAGUGAUAGCAGAAAUUUCGCUGGAUUCAAUUUAAGUGACAUUGAAGUGCACAAAUUGAGUAUAAAUCGGAACUAGAUAUUAAUAUUAUUAGUAAUAUUAGUGAAAUCAUCGUAGUAAGCAGUGUUGAAUUGAACACACUUCAAUUUCGUGGUAGUGUUUAUAAUAGUAAAUAGAAGACUCACAAUCAAAAAGAAUAUGUUGUUUUUUGCAAAAAUAUUUGUGUUCAUAUGAGAAUUAAUGGCAACAUGUGGGUAAAAUAAUAAAUGUUCAUACAUUUUCCUUUAUUUUGUUUUUUAUUUCACAAAAAAUUUGUUCACUAACACCUUAGAUUUGAUAUUUUUACUAACAUCACCCUCAAUCUUACUAAAAACCAGAAAAAUGUUGCCUGUUCAGAACUAGCAAGAGGAAGAACCUCUGCCACGUAAAGGGUUAAAUUAUAAAAUAAUAUUAUUGUGUCAGUUGAAUAGUUCUUAAAUUCUUUUUACAGCGUGUUUAUUGAUUGCAAUACAUUCAACAUAUUUAAAUAUUGUAACAAAUUAGAAAUUCUCCAUCAGUUACAGUGUUAUCUGGCUAACUUGAUCAUGGUGGGAUCUCUUUGGAUAACACAAUGUUAGUGUUAGGUAGAUUACACAAUAUUAAUGAUUGCUUUUUAAAAACUCACGUUAUUUCUAGUGUUACAGUCUGAAAAAUCUAGAGAAUAAAGUAGUUUCAGUUUCAUGAGAUUUUAUUAAAUCGCUGAGUUUUUACACAUCAAAUUUAGUUUUUUUCCCAAGUGAAUUUGAAGCCCUAGGUUUUUAUUUUUGUUUUGUUUUGUUUUAUUUCAUCCAGAUAAUGGCCACUCUUUUGACAAUGUGCUGUUCUAUGGCAAUGAGUUGAUGCUUCUCAUCUUUGAUGUGCUGCUUUUUUGUAUCGUGGACCUUAUUUUUAUGGACUUUGUUUUAGCUGGGAUUAUCACAUAUUUGAUUAUAGAGGUGAGACAAUUUCAAUAAUGCCACAAGUCUGAAAUUGAUGGUUGAAAAAAAAAAAAAGAAGAAAAAAAAGUAGCUUUUCAAACAAAUGUGUUGUCACAGGGGGGACCUGAAACUAUUUGGAAUGUUUAAAAUUCCAUCUCAUGCAUAAAGAGUGAAAAUUAAGUUUUAAAUCCAAGCUUUUACCAUUACCUCCACAGUUGAUCUGCUUGAUUCGUGACACUGCUGGAAAGAAGAACCUGGCAAGGAAGACUCUUGUGGAUGAAAGAUUCUUGAUAUAAUACUCAUUUAUUUGCCUAGCAAACAUUGCCAAAACUGCUAUCAAGAUUUUAUUGGUAUAGGACUGAGUCAAAUAUUUAAUGUGUGUAUUUAACAUGAUCGCUAGCGACAUGGUGACAUCAUUGAUUUAAGUUAUCUGUUGAAAAUAAAAUGAUCCAUACGUCACCCGUAAGGUGCUUAAGAUGUCAUUAUAUAUAUAUAUAUAUAACAUUCAGAACGUCAUAAUUCCAGUUCUGCAGAUUUCUUGUAUAUAUCAUUUUAUCUUUAUGGCAUCAAACAGUUUUUAUUUUAAUGAUCUGAUUCGUUAUCAUUAAUAGUUACAAUGAACAUUUUUUUUAUCCUCAACAACACACCAAUAUUACACAUGCCUUUCCAUUUUACAUCACGCAAUUUAUAGAUCUGUUUAAAUUUUUACCUGUUUACUUAUUUUUGUGAGUUUAAUAUUAAUAUUUCAAUUGAACUGUCAUUAUUAUAUCUUUACAUUUGAAAUUGAACCUCCGUCCAGUUGCAUCUAAACAGUCCACAAUUUAAUUUUACAAACUCUUACAUGUCAGAGCCUCAGUGUUCCUCAACAUAUUCUGCAACAUUUCUUUGGAUGUUUACUUUUCUUUUGACAUUCCUCAUGAAUUGUUUGUUCACCAUAUAGGUGAAUGAGGAAAUUAUAAGGUAUGUGAUCUCCUCAGGUAACUGUUGCAUGCUUAUUAAAACGUUCACUGUAUGAGGGUUGUAUAAACAUUACAUUAUUUGUAUGCCAAAUUGGAAAAUAUUGUUGCAUGUUCUAUUUCUGAAGUUGCCGCUAAUUGUGAUACAUGAUUUUCAAUGAUAAAAAUCAUGAAUCAUUGCCUUAAGUGCUUGUCACGUGUGAGCACACACUACAAUCAAAUUAUAGUGUCAGAAUAAUUGGUUUUCACCCACAAGAAGCACAAGUUGUCCUCAGCUUUGUAUCAUGAGGAUGUAAAAUCAUCAGAAACAUCAAACAACACUUGAGCUCCUGGGUAAGCUUAACGUAAAUCAAUUCAUCAGGUCUAAACUUUUUCAUUUAUCGCACUUUUAAAUUAGAUGCUUAAAAUAUAUUUUUAUAGUUAACAAAGUAGCAAUAUUGUAGAAAUGUGACAUUACAAAACUAGGUACAUAUAUCUUUUACUUUUUAUUUAACAUUUUGUUCAACAUGUUAUUAAUUAAAUUAAUAUAACAUUAAUUGUAUAAUUGAUUUAUUAUGUUUAUACAUUUUAUAGAACCAAUAUUUAAAACAAAUUUAUUUAACCAAUUUAAGGUCACUUUUUUUGUUCCCUUCUUUUUUUGUUUUAGUGUCAUUUCCAGGUAAUACCAUCUAUGAUCAGAAGAAUGUUUUUGUAUUAUCAAUGUCAGAAUAUUCUGUUUAAUCUUUUAAAAUUUAUUUUAAAAACAUCUUCAUCAAUUUGUGUUGUGGCUGAGCUUUGAUUAAGACAGCACAAGAAUUUUUUUUAUAUAAUUCUAUAAAUAGCUUCAAAAUGUCAUGUGACACAAACAAAUUAUUCCAUUGCCAGAAAUAUGGUUUCCACAUGUUACUCUAAAGGUGGGAAUUUUUUCUAUAAGUUAGUUUAAUUUAUUUUGGCAUAUCAGUAGCUUAAAAAGUGAGUUAUAUAUUACUUUUGUUGUUAAAUUUGUUAGGUUUUUUAAAAAAACUAAUCUUAUAAUAAUGGUAAAAUCUUUUGUUGUUUUUUUCUGGGGGUAAAAACUGGCAACAGUAAAACUAAUUGACACUAAAUGUAUAGAAUAAGAGAAAUUAAUGCAAUGCUUUUACAGUGACAAAACUUACAUGUUUAAAAUCUCUAUUUUCUUUGUAUAAUAUUGUCAAAUAACUAGUACUAGUAGGUUGUCCCAACGAUCAAAUUCCAUUGAACUGAGAAAUCUUAAAGUGGUGGCCUUAUCAUAAAUUAAGAUUUUCAUUCAUGUUAAUUUAAUAUGUAAUAAAGUUUUGUGACAUAAAUUUAAGAGGCCUUUGUUACUUUUAUUUUUAUACUAACAUUGUUGCAUAAUG